GAAAGGCAUAAGAAAGUGGGGGGAGAUGGAUUAUCUUUCUGCCGAAUGAAAAGGGGAAGAAAAGAAGAAAACCAACUGGGUAUUCGGCCCUUCCUCAAGCAAAUUAAGCCUGAAGAUCGGAUUAUGGAGACGUACAUAAACAACUUAAGCGAAGGUGCACCAGAGGUCAUUCACGGGCACUUGCAAGAUGCAGACUUUUUAUACACAGUUUGCAUGCUCGAGGGAACUAAAUUGGAUCCCCCACUCAUCAGUGCUUUGGUCAAGAGAUGGAGACAAAAGACACACACGUUUCAUCUUCUAUGCAGUGAGUGUACAAUUACACGUGAGGACGUCAGUUUACAACUUGGUCUACCGGUCAAUGGGGAUGACAUUACAGGCCAGUUGUUAGUGUCGAUUGGAGUGUAACAUACGAGCAACUGUGUUAGCUAGAUGGAACAAACCGAAAAUGC
This is a messenger RNA of Gossypium raimondii (Peruvian cotton), 449 nucleotides long. Its product is annotated as serine/threonine-protein phosphatase 7 long form homolog. Lineage: Eukaryota; Viridiplantae; Streptophyta; Magnoliopsida; Malvales; Malvaceae. Gene Ontology annotation, biological process: meristem maintenance; meristem development. The record is from RefSeq and is a predicted model, not a curated record. The coding region runs from base 46 to 405 and encodes 119 amino acids. The transcript is spliced from 2 exons.